AUGAAAGAGAUAACAGGGCAUCCUUCUAUAUUGAAUAUCAUCACCGAAAUCCUCUUAAACAUAACGAAUGACUAUAUCCCUAAUUCUGCGGAAUGGCGCAUUGUAGACAACAAGUUUAUGGAAAAGGCUAUUUCGUACUAUUUACAGGCCCGUAAGAGAUUGAAUGAUGUCCCUACACUUUUUAUCGUAUGCAACGAAUCUGUCCAGAAUUCUGUCCUAAAAAAGUUGAGAAAGUGUGAUGAUUUGCCGUGUUAUCAAGCCAUUUCGGAUUUUUGGGCAGAAAAAUGCUAUAUUAUGGACAAUAAUUGCAUGCAAGGUUGCAUUUCUGAAUAUACCGAAUUAGAUCCAUUUGCUGCUUUCGGUUUGUUUACGACAAAUCAGACUACACCCAUUGAUAUAGUGCCUAUAAACACAUAUCUAACUAUUCAGAUGCUAGAUAUAUCAUAUAUCACUUGA
Molecule: messenger RNA, 456 nt
Organism: Mucor mucedo
Lineage: Eukaryota; Fungi; Mucoromycota; Mucoromycetes; Mucorales; Mucoraceae
Exons: 2
Coding region: 1-456 (151 amino acids)
Source: RefSeq, a predicted model, not a curated record